ACUUCUUUGCCUUUUCACAGAGUUGCCGUAAGGAAGUAAUGUUUCUUUCAGUUCUCAGCAUAAAGGGAAGUAAGGCUUAAUAAAAACUGUGGGCUGCAAGAUUUCAUGAGAGAGGCAGAGAAAACAGAAGAGAGCGGUGCUGGGGAAAAGCAGGUUUGGUUAAUGAACAGUCUGUAACCCAAUGGGAUGCUGGUGAAACAACAGAAUCUCCAGAGCCAUGGAUAACACCAGAACACAGGAUGCUUUUUCACAGUUAAGCCAGGAAAAAAUCCUCAAAAUUAUGAACAUGGUGAAAAAUAAAGAAGUGAGCAUUGAAGGAGCUUUGCAUUUGGCACAGAAAGAAGUGUACAGCGAUAAGGACUCCCAGGAUUUGCUAACUGGCUCGUUGUUUAACUAUAGUAUCUACAAAUACAAACACUAUCGGUGGCAGAAACGAAUCUUGCAGAUUGAUUUCAACACAAAGACAAUUUUUAACAUUGAAAAAGGAAUUAUUAAGAAGCAGUUCCCUUUCUCACAAGUCAAAUCCUGUGAAGAUUCUGAAAGAAGACGUUUCAGCAUUGUGUUUCAUGGGAGACAAGACUAUGAGCUGGAAGCAGUGUCUCUUGAUGAUAAAAGGAAGAUAAUGUACCUGUUGAGCAGAGUGAUGCAGAGUAACUCAUGCAGGAGGCUGGAGGAGCCCUGCUUGGGGAGAGCUGCAGAGUGUGACGUGGUGCAUGAAGGAGUGCUGGAUUUGCAGCAGGAUUCUUUUAUGUCCACUGAAUGGGUGAAGUACUUGGUACAACUACGUGAAGGAGAACUGACUUUAUAUUGCAUUGGUCUGGGAGCAGAGAGCAGGAAUGCAUGCUCUACAAUGAACACAAUUCAUUUGUCAGGUGGUAAUAUGAGCAUCAGCAAGGAGAAUGAAAGUGGUACCUUUUCAGUCCAGACCAAAGAACACAAAUAUUUGUUUCGAAUACCCUUUACUGUCCAAAAUUACAGGACAGAGGAUGUUAGCAAGCUCCAGAAUGAAUGGGUGUCUCUCAUAGAAAGGUACUGUCAGCUGUGCAAGGGUGGCUCUCUGUCCCAGGAGGAAUCCCAAGAAGACACUUCCUCUGAAGCUGAUUAUGAGAAUGUUACUGUAGCUCUGGAUGAACAGCAAGAGGAGGCCCUUCAUUUCAAUACGAGUGCUGCAACAAUUGGUCUGAAUAAGCCUUCAAGCCCACAGACAAAGCCUGUGAAGGGAGACAUAGCCCCAGCAUCAGCAUCUACUCCAGUUUCCAUAAGCAGGACAGAGGUGCCACCAGCCCCACCUGCGUUCUUCCAGCCCUGCAGCCUUUCUCCUUUGGCAAAGAGAACCAAAGCCUUUCACUGGGAUGUUGUUCCUUGUGAUAAGAUUCAAAAAUCCAUUUGGGGUUCUUGUGACUCAGGCAAGAAAAAGAUAGAUGCAUCCAGACUGUGCGAGCAGUUCCAGAUCCAGGAUGUGGCUGUGUUUUCAGGCAAUGAACCUUCAGGGAAUCAACACAUCAUGUUAGAUCGAAAAGUUGCACAUAACUUCAGCAUUUUUCUUAAAAGUUUCCGUAUAAAACCAAGUGAGCUGAAAGAAAAGCUGUACAUUAUACAUGAGGAGAGUGGUGGGCUUACAGAUGAACAGAUUACAACGCUACGAAGAUACAUGCUGACACCAAAGGAUGCAGAGAAGUACCAGUUGUUCCGGGGGUGCCCCUCAGAGCUGCAUAUAGUUGAUCAGUUUAUGUUAGAGAUGUGUAAAAUCCCCCACUUAGGACAGAGGUUGGAUCUCCUGCUUGCCAUACGUGAACUGCCUGUGAGCAUGGGAGAUUUGGAGCCUCUAAUAAACCAGAAAAUCCAAGCAAGUAAGCAGCUGCAUUCCAGCCAGAAAUUUGUUGCUGUCUUGGAGUACAUUUUAGCCAUUGGAAACCAUUUAAAUGAAAAUGCGGGAAAAGAAAAGGCAAAAGGAUUUCGAUUGUCAUCUUUGACCAAAAUUUACCCAGGAGAUUUCAACAUCUCUGCUGCUCCUGUAUUUUGUAAAGAAGUGUAUGAGCUCGGUCUGUCAGUUACUGCUCCAUUCUAUUUACAGUUGUCUCUGCUGCGGGGCAAGGAGAGGACGUUCACCUUGCUCCAUGCCCUUGUGGAACAGAUCUCCUUACAUGAGCCUGAUCUGGUGAAAUUCUCUCAGGAACUGACAGAAUUUGAAGCUGUUCCUGAUGCUUCCAUGAAAGGCCUAAGUGCUGAAGUUGAUGUUCUAAAAAAGGAAUUGGAAAAUGUUACUCAGUGCAGGCGGCUUAUCAAACCCAGGACAGCCAAGGCAACUCCCCAGGAGUCACAGUUCUGCAGGGAACUAAAGGAUUUGAUUCAGAAAUAUGAAGGGGAUCUAUCCCAGCUGUCAAAAAGAUGUGAAGAAAUGAAGAAGCUUUAUAGCAGUGUGCUGGUAAAAUUUGGGGAACCACAAGACCUGGACUCUCAGGAGCUGUUUGGAUGGAUAUCUGUGUUCAUUAGUGAGUUUAGGAAGGCUUGUGCUGAAGUCAUGCAGUACAGACAACGCUACUCAUAAAAAAGGGGAGAGUGAAGUAUAGGAAACUACCUUUAAGUUACUUGUUUUGAAAGUUGCCCUGCUGAUAAGGUGCAUAUUCCAUACAGUUUGUACAGCAGUGUAUUUCAAUUUAAAGAUGUAUUCGAUUUAUAAUGUGUGGUUUUGCAAGUGGUAUCAGGUCACUUAUAAGACUGCUUCACUUUUGUGUGUGUAUGUACCUAGAGAUACCUGUGUGUUUAGAAUGGAGACACUUGUGAUAUUUUGUGGUUUCUCUCUUUAUUUUUGUCUUUGACAGCCAGUCUUCUGCCAGAGUUUCAGCUAUUACUUUUCAUUGAAUAAAUUUACGUAUGGUCAUCUAAUUUUUAA
Messenger RNA from Coturnix japonica (Japanese quail), 2893 nucleotides. RefSeq lists its product as uncharacterized. The record is from RefSeq and is a predicted model, not a curated record. NCBI's taxonomy places the organism in Eukaryota, Metazoa, Chordata, Aves, Galliformes, Phasianidae.